AUCACUUGUGUGGUUUUAUCGUAGUAAAACUAAAAAGAAACAAAAAGUUAUGCUGUGAAUUCAUUGGAAGUUUUGAUCUAAUUAUCAAAUUGAAUUUAAAUGAAAAGUGAAAUCUAUGAAGAAAACACAACGAAAGAAAAAUGAAUAAAAAUGAAACAGAAAAGUUUCAAUAUGUUUAAAAAAUGAUCGUGAUCACGUUUGCGAAUUUCCAAUUAAACGAGAUAUAGCUAUAAAUUUUUAAUUUGGAAUUCAAUUAAGUUAAAUGAAAUGUGACCAAAAUACGUUGUUCAAUUGGACAACCCAAUGGAUUUGCAACAAUGGGAUAAGUACGUUACUAUGGGCCGUCGAUGGAUGUGUGAACGCAUGCAAACCGCUUUAUCGAAUUAAAUUAAUUAAAGUGCGUGUGACAAAAUUGGUUUGAAUUUGUUUUUAGGCUGGUCGUCGCAUUCCGAUUAGAUUAAUUCAUUUACUUUUUGGUGUUUUUAUCUUUGCGUUUUCUGUGUCCAUAUUAAUUAAUUUACGUACGCCUCACGAUUCAUUCAUUCUCGCUGUCUCUCUGGCUCUCUUUGCUUCUUCUACACACUCGCGAUGCGAACUACUUGCAAAAUAAUUAAUUUGUAGUGUGCCUAAUAAUGUGCUUCAGCGUUGGAUUGCAAAAACAGAAAACGAAAGAAGUAAAAAAAAAGCAGAAAAAUAUGGUCGAGUUGUGUGCUCGCGAGAGACAAGGCGUUCGCGUGAACUAUUCAUUUUCAUAUUAUGUGUCCGGUGAUAUCAAGCAUAUGAAUCGAUAUUUAAGCCAGAUUUAGAUGUGUGUCCGUGUGUGGGCCUUCCGUGCUUUUUGUCGAUUUGUUGUCGCUACUUGCUGCUGCUUUGUUUUGACAAUGAAACGAACGAAACAUAAUAAAAAAAAUAUGGAUAAAAAAGAAACGGGCUGACAGCAAAUCGCAUUGUAGCAUUGAAAACGGUUGCGCUAUGUGUGUCCUUAUUCUCCCAACAAGUUUAACGUUCAUUGCUAAUUGCGUCGGGUUAUGUGUGUGUGUGUGUGUGUGUGUGCGCACGUACUCCACAUUUAGAGUGUUUUGCAUAAAAAACACAAGCAAAACAAAACAGAACUACAUUCUCACCUCCAACAGAAGUGCGCAACUAAUUUGCUUUUUGAUUUCGUUGCAGCCGAAAAGCGAAGGCACACCAAGCCCAAUAUUUGAGUUCAUUGGCUGCUUUAGACCUUUUGCUGAUUUUCUGAUUUCUAGAGUCUCUCUCUCUCUCUCUCUCUCUCUCUCUCUGUGUGUGUGUGUGUGUGUGUGUGAGCAGUGCUAUGCUGUGCCCUGAUCGUGCAUCGAAAGUGAAAAUAUAAGUUUGCGAAAUCGCAAGAAAAAAAAUGCACUUUUUUCGACCAUCUGUGAAUGAAUGACGGUAUAAUCUAACGUUAACGUCGUCGAAUACGAUCGCUGAACACUUCAUCGAUCACGACAAAUGGAAAUUUUUCAUUUUUACACAACUCGAAUAAUGCCCAUUUGUGUUUCAAAUGAGAAAAUUCACUGCAUAUUGAUCCGUCUCGCAUACAUUUACACAGAGAAUAAAAAUUGAUGUGAAUGCAUUUUUGCCUUCUCAUUGUGUCACAUGCAUCAACGAUGGCGACAUUUCACACUACGUAAUGAUUUUCUUUGAAGAACUUUUUUUUCUCGCUCAUUCACUCGAUCGCGUUCUCCUUUGAGCGAUCCUUUGCUCUUUUGAUGUCUGGCUUGAGAUUCAAAAGUCUGCGAACAUUGUCAUACGAUGUUCUCUAUGCUGCGGUUCAUUUUUGCACCAAUUUAUUGAGCCUUUGAUCAAUUAUUAGCUUUUUCGUCUCCCUUUUUUCACUCGAAGCCACAUUUGAUUAUUUCUACUGCAUAAAAUGAAAACCGUUCAUAUUUGGGAUGAAAGAAUGGACGUGUUUUUUUGUUGAUGGAUUUUUUUCAUUUUUUUUUCUUCGGUCAACUCAAAUUGACGCUCAAUGUUAUGGGCAAUGUAGCAUACAUAUGAAGGCAUGUGCCCACACUCGUGGCAGAUGAGCUAACAUUUGAUUUUCUACAUUCUUUUGACAUUUUUUUUUCUCUCUCUUCAUCUCUCAUGUCACAUCAGUUUUCAUUUUAUCGAGAUAUUAUGUCAUUGGAGUGUGUCGUUGUGUGUUCUUUGUUAUUGUUGUUGCUGCUGCUUUAGUGGCUGUGUACAUUUCUCGUUUCGGCGUUUGGAGCGCGUUUGUUGAGAGAGAAACUCGUUUUAUUCGCCCAUUUAACUUCCAUGAAAUACCACGCAAAAUAAUUGUAAUUGUAUGUUGCCAAUUUUCAUCAUCGUUUGAUACAUAAGCAGCCACAGAAUUCAUUUAAACUCGAUUAGAUUUGCGUUUGAAAGCGAUCCACCACCACCACCACCACCAUCACUACCAUGGUAAUUAUUGAAUCGAGUGUUUCAAUUACAAACAUAUGCGCUUGAGAUUCGAUUUUCAUUAUCGUGUCGACUUUCAAAAUAUGCGCAAUGCCUGUGGUUGUUGUAUUGUAUGUAGCGGCGUGGUUCGUUCCCCCAAAAUAAAAAACUCGAUAUCGAUUCGAAUUCAUUAACUGUUUGUUUACACACAACCUAUAAUAGCUAGAUGGUGUAUACACUCCUCUAUUUUCCAUAAUUUUCCCAUUUUGUCAUGACACUCUUGUGUGUGGUAUAAUGUCUGUGAUUCAGUUGCUGAAAUCUGAAAUUAUAUUUUUCACAUUUCAUGCCAUUUAUGAUUUGUUUUGGCCAAGUAGGAUUUAAAAAUUGCGUUUUACGCUAGCUGAUUUCACAUUAGCUCUUUCGAUUUUUCUCAAAAGUGAGUGAAAGGGAUGGAAACAGCGAAAGCAAAAAAUAGUCAGUGUGCCGGGCCCCGUUCCACAUCGGAAAUCCAUUAGCAAAAUUAGUUUUGUAGAACAAAAAGUCUUCAUUGAUAUGCGCAAUCCAUAUUGAGACUAAGCCGUAGUCAACCAAGCGAAGAAUUUGGUUUGUCAUUUACUUUAAACCGUUGCCGCUUUAAAUUAUCGAAUGUACCAGAAAUGCAUACGCCAAUUCGUCCCCAACUCAACUACGACUCUCAAUUGUGUGUAAUUCACAUCUUCUUCGUAUAUUUAUCGAUUUGUUUAUAUAUAAUGUAAUUAACAAUUUGCAAUAGACACGCAAAAUGGGUCGUAUGAACGAAAAAAAAGACGUUUUUUUUCUCUGUGAUAAAUUGCGCACCGUUUCGCUUUCAUUAUAAUUAUCUACGACAAAAAAUGUUUUGUGUGUACCAAUCGUUCAUUCACCAGCCCAAUGUGUCGAUGUCUCUGAAGACUGAAACGUAUACCGUUCGAACGAAAAAUGUUCAAAACAAAAUGUAUUCAUCAUUUUGUGUAUAUUAGCGGCAAUGCGAUGAUGUCACUUUUAGCACAAAGACGAUCUCGUAUUUAUGCACACAAUUCCAUAUAGCACACGAAAUUUUGCGCGGUGACGACAACGACGACGACGAUGAAGCAAAAACAAGCCACAAGAGAGAGAGAGAAUGAAGAGCGCUACGCGCUGAGGAGUUGAAAGUGUGAAUAUGUUUGUUAUUAUUUGCGUUCAUUAAAAUUUGUGUGUUGGCUGCUGUGUGUCGUUUGUCGCAAUUACUUUAUUUAUGGAAUGGAGUUUUAAGUUUUUCUUAUAUGAGAGUAAAUGAAAAUAAACACAAGUCAUUCUAUUUUCAAGUUCUGUACACAACACAAACAUACAUACUAGAAUGCUCAUAAAUCGCAAUCGAAGGAGCAAAACCGUCAUGCAAGCCCCAAACGACCGAACGAGUGAAAGAACGAAUGAACGUUUCAAAUCGGUGAUCAGGCCAGGCCGCAUUGAAAGUGUCUUUAACAGAAAUUGAUUUGCGCGCGUAACAAUACAAUUUCUGGGCCUAACCUUAUGUUUGUUCGAAUAUGUAAGCUUGCUGUUAGCUUAUAUAGAAUUAUUUAUUCCGUUUUGUUUGUCGUUUCGUUUAUUUCAUUUAUUUCAAUUCAAAUAUUUAUACUUUGCACACACUUCAUACUUCUUUUUUUCUUCUCUCUCCUGUUGUUGUUAAAUCAAUACCAGCGAGAAACGCAAAAUUCCGUACGGAAAACCGUUGCCUCCAUUAUUCCAAGCGUCAACAUCUUUAGGUUUAGCUAUUGGUUUUUAUUUGAAUAUUUUCGUUAUUGGUUGAUUUUUACAAAUCGAACGAGCUAUUAUUAUUCAAAUUCAUCGCCUCAACACUUUCAUUUUAUGUUAUGAACAUAAGCGCUUUUAUUUGGAAUUGAGAAUGCGACCGAUGGCGUCGGCAACACACUCCAACCAAUCAUCCAUCCAUCGAUCCAUCGAUCCACCCAGCAGUGCUCGGUCAAGAUUUCUUCAAACUAGUUUAUUAUGGCCAUGCCAUGGGUGUCGAGUUCGCGGCAAUCACAUGGACAGGUCAAUGCCGUAUUAACACAAUUACCCAUAGUUUAAAUCAUUCCGUUUUCUCUCUAUGAAUUUCAAUAGUGCGCUCGUGCGAUAUUGACAUUCGCAUCUGUUGAUUGAAAAUUAUGCAAAUCUUUGUGAAUAACACUCGACAUAUGCAUAGAUUGUUUAGUUGAGUAAAUAUUUGCCCAUAGAAUCAACAAAAAAAAAAGAUAUCUUCUAUCUUCCGUUUAUCUGUCACUCAUCAUUCACGAAAAUGUUAUGUCGACUUUUUCUCUCUAUGUGUUGUUUUUUUUGCCCUUCCUUUUGCCACUCUCUCUUUCUAGUCGACAUCAAAUUCGUCGUGCAAAAAGCCGACAUUUUCGCAAGCACACACGAAAUUUAUCAAUGGGUGAGCAGCCCGAGCGACAUUUUCAGUUUAGAACCAAAUUUAGUUUUUGGCCGACAUAAUUUGUGAACACAUUGUGGCGUGUGUGUGCGCGCGGUGAGCUUACAACGUCUUGCGACGGGAUUAUCUGUAUUCGAUAGAACGUAAAUUACAAAAUGCGUACAAAUUGUUGAUUUAAUUUUCUUUUCCGUGGAAAAAGCGCUUAAUGUCAUUUAAUCCACGUACACAAUUUAUCGAGUUGUUAACCGAACAUGUUUGUGAAAUUCGUUUGAUGUUGUCAUGGUUUUUAUAAUGGAUUUUCCGAUAAAAUGCGAACGGCAUGGCAUAUUGUCGACCCUCUGGGAAUCACAUCAAAUUAGUUGGUAAAAAUUAAAGCACCAGCCAACAAAGCCAAAACUCACACAGGAUACGAAACGACAGUUUUGUUUGUGAAAUAUGACAAGCCAAGUUUGGUGUGACAAAAACCAUAACUAAAAGAAGCAACAAACAAAAGAAUAAGAGAAAAAUAUGUUUGAUGUAAGCGAAAAGAAAAGUGAGCAGUGACAACAAAAAUUUCGGAAGAAACUAAUUUUCUAAUAAUAGAGAGUCGCAACACAAGGACUUCAUAGCGAUUGAAAAAGUGCCUUUAGAUGAUGCCAAUAUGGAAUCGAUGCUUUACGUCAACGGUGAAUAGUAAAUCAUCGAAAGACGGUACCGGCAAAAAGAGAAAAUUUUCCAGUAUUAUUAAGAAUUCAUCGAGUGAAUCACGGUCGUCCAAAGCAAGUGGCAGCAAACAUUCCAACAGAGUUCUCUCUGAUUCGGAAGAUGUCAUUGAUACAGGUCCGGAGAAUGUUGAGCUCGUGCCUUGCUCAAUAUGUACCCGAACUUUUACCCCGGCAGCAUUGGACAAGCAUAUCGGAAUAUGCGAAAAAAUGCAUAUUCAAAAACGAACACCAUUCGAUUCAUUUAGGCAACGAAAAGUUGGCACCGACCUAGAAACAUACCUACCAUCAAACUAUGGAUUAAUUACGAAAUCGAAAACUUCCAAAUUGUCUCCAACAGAUACGAAAUCCGCAUCCAGAUCGAUUUCGAGUGUGUAUGAUGCAUCAACCAAACUGGCGAGUCGCCGCGUCACUCCAACGAAAGAGGUUCCAAAAAUGAUGUCAAAGGAGACGCCAUUGAUGAAUAGAUCGAUGAUGUCUAAACGAAGCUUGGGCCCGAUCAAUGAAGUGUGUCCACAUUGUAGUCGAUCGUUCGGUACGCGAGCAUAUGAUCGACAUGUGGAAUGGUGCCGUGAGAGAAUCAGGAUCGCCGCUCCGACAUUGUCAGCACAACAGCAUCUGGCCAAAGAACGUAUGCAAGCUCGAACAAAAUACAAGGCUCCAACACUGAGGUCGAAACGAGAGAAGAACCGAGAAAAGUACUCCAGUCUUAGUGAAUCGAUGAAUAAUUUGUCGGACAGUGGUGGUGUUAGCAUAAUGGAUUUCAAUUCGGUGGCUGAUCCAUACGAAAGAGGCCGCAAAUCUAGCAUCAUGUCUCUGUCGAUGACAUCGUCCAUCGCAAGUGAUGGCGGAUUUUCCGACAAAUAUGAUCCGUUUAUUUCGGCCAAGCGUCAAUUUGAAGAUCUGUUCAAUGCAAGCAACAUUGCAACAUCAACACCGGCCAAAGGGGCUCGGUCACCAACGGGUGCAAAUAUGAGCAAAUCAUUAUGCGCCGCGAAGUCACCAUCGAACCAUUCACCGUCUAGUCCAAUAAAAAAUCAAAGUUUAUCUAAGUCAAGCUUUCGACGAACGUCAUCGCUUCGUGUGCCGAAGAAGACGUCACCAAUAUCGUUUAUGCCAAAAUACAAGCCAUCCAUUCAACGUGGCAUCUCCGAUGAGGGACCAAUUUCGUCGAAUUUCAUGAAACCCGAAGAGUAUGACGAAAUUCCAGUUAAAAGUCAUGCCGCCAUCAUACCGCCCGAUUUGGUACCAAAAUCACCGAAACCCUCAAGCAACCAUCGCGAACUACGCGAACCAAUAUCAUCAACACCAUCGCCGAUUAUUGUCAAACGACAACUGUGCAACAGUGCAAAUCGUCGAAAUAUAUCGGGCGAUGUAAAAAAUGCCGCUGAUUUCCCAUUGACAAAAACCGAUUCGUUGGCCGCAUUUCUGCAGUUUGAAGACGAAUUGGAGAGCUCGCUAGCGGCAAAAAACCACGAAAAACUAUCGGAAAAAGAGUUGAAGGACAAGAGUAAUAAUUUGAACAAAAAAUCACUAUCUGAACUGAUCGACAACAAAACGAAUGACUCAAAUAAUGAAUUUGGCGGCGGUGGUGGAGAUCGAUUGCCAGCGAUUGAAAUACAAACACCACAACGAUUGCAAAGCAAUCCCAUUAAAUUAGCGCCAAUUGAAAAGCCAUUGAUUAAACAUAAGAUAAUGUUGGAGCCACUUACCGCAAAUCAUUCAGAAUGCAAUAAAAAUAAUAACAAUAAUAUUAAUAAUGAUGACAUAAGAAUCGAUGACAAUGACAAUACCAUCGAUUCAUAUUUAAUUAAUUCAUGUGAUAAUUUAAGAUUAAGCAAUGUAUCGAAAUUACCCAAUGAAUCGAGUAGUUUUGAUCAGACAAAUUAUUGUGUGACCGAAGCGACGGAUGCAUCGAUUGAAAAUCAUCUGGUCACAAAUGCAACCAAUUUCAAUUGUGAUUCCACACGUUUAUCGUCCAGUGCCGAGAGUAUUGAUUCACAUCAAAAUAUGGAGCUAAUUGUAAACUUGAAAAAUAUCAAUGACACCGCCGAUAAACGUAAUCCAAAGCGUCAGAUGCAAUUGCAUAAAGAUAAUUUGCUAUUCGAUAAUGCGAUAACCAUUGGAUCGACCGACAAUCAAAUCAAUCAAACCAAACAGCUCGAAGAGGACAUCGAUGUGGAUGAUAACAACAUGAAAAAUGCAUCGAUUACAUCACCAUCUCCGAAGGAACCGAAAACACAAUCGAAAUUCGAUGAUGAUUGCAAUAAGAUCGGACGAAAGCUGUCUGCAAAAGAUGUGCAAAAUUUGGAAACACUUUUUGAUGAUUUUGAUUUGGAGGAGUUCAUCUCAACGUUUAGUGAUAACGAGCAAUUUCCGAUUUUCAAAAAUUACAAGGAAAUGGGAACGGACCAGAAGCGGGUGUCUAGCCGCAAACAAUACGGCAGUGAGUCAACGAGUGAAGAGUCCGAAUUCGAUGAGAAGUUUGAUACAAGCGAUAUUGAUGUCAGCGAAAGAGAAAGAACCGCAUCGGCAAACAGUUCAAUUGAACACCGCGGCGGUGGCAAGUGUGACAGUGUUGGUAGCUCGGAAGCAAAUCGAAAACGUGAAUCGUUCGAAAGGAAAGUGCUAAAAAAGCCAGAUGUAACAGCCGAAGCGGAAAAGCGAAUGCAAAUUGAAUCGGAGCUCAGUAAAUUGGGCCAAAGGAAACAUACGACCGAUACGAAACUCAGUCAAUUACAGGAAAUACUUGGCGAAACCGGUGAAAUGUCUCAAGCAGAACGAGAACUUUUGGCAAGCGUUCAAGAGCUAAACAGCAUGUGCGAUGACUCAAAAACUCUGGACCUAACGUCAGAUGUGUUUAGUCCAAAGACGAAUGACGCUUCUGCGUCUGCAGAGGCUACAUUUAAGAGUUUAUUCCUUCAAUCGCCCGGCGAGAAAUCUAACAACAACGGAUCGAUUCGCUUCGGCCAACGUAACCGUCAUCAGCCGUUCAACUAUCAAAUGCCUGAAAUUGUCGGACUGGCAUCUCCCAAUACGAGCAAAGAUUUGGGACGUUUCAAAACCACACCAAUCGAGUAUUUGUCGUCCUUGAAAAGCGACACCACUAAACUUAGCACGAAUGGAACCAAACUGAAUGCCUCACUCAAUGGCUUCGAUCGAGUUUUACCUCCAAUCGCUGUACACAAAAAUGAUUCACAAAAUAUUUACAACACAAUCAACAUGACAUCAAGCUAUCACCACGAUACUCGUGUCGAUCCACUACAUCAACACAAAAUUACCAGCAAUGAUCGCAUCAAACUCUCCUCAUCUAGUACCACAUGCAGAGAGUCCAAUUUGAGCGCAAAUCAAAAAUUGACGAAAUUUUGCCACGAAUGCGGCGCUCGGUUUAUCGUUGACCAAGCGAAAUUCUGUAUGAAUUGCGGUGUGAAGCGAGCUAAUCUCGACUAGAGAAUAUACAUUUUGUUUGGCAAUAUACUAUAAGUAUACAGUGGAUGAGCCAACAAUAAGUGUGUGUGUUUUAAAUUACUUUUAUUAUUGUGUUUAGGAAUGUAUACAAUUUUUAUAUCACACAUCCAAAUCACAAACAAACAAGAAAAAUACAGGCAACAUUUUUUUUCUCUCUUUAUUUUAUACAUACAUUUAUCCAAUUUAAUAAUCAUCAUUAAUUGAAACCGAAUGAGCUCUAUAUAUUUCACCAUUAGAUUUACAAAUUUGUCACAAAAACUACUUAAACAAAAAAAAUUGACAUUAUUUAUAUGAACACACGAUGUUUAUCUAGUUUUUUAAGCAAACAAUCUGUUACAAUUACCUUGUAUUGGUUUUCUAAUCAAACAGUGUCAUCAAAAGCAAAAGAAGAAAAACGAAACUUUAUCCAAAAUGCACACACAGUCACAUCAAUUCUUACCACAAUUGAAAUAAAUUACAAAAAGGAUCAAUUAGCGAAGCUGAAUGCGAUCGUCUGUUCCUCCCCUUCAAAAUGCUUGAAUUUCUAUUGUGUGUGUAUUUCUUUUUCUCUCUAAAACUUUGUUGCAGAAUGAAGAGCGCAGGAAGCGUUGGAAUUCCUAAAAACCGUCACAAUAAAGACAUAAAGACAUUAACGCAAAACAAAUGUUAAUUAAAUCUUUUAUAUCAUUUAAAAAAAAAAUUCGUUUUAUAUCAUAAAUUUAAUUGUUUGAAUUUAAAAAAUGAAAUCAUCAUUAGUUACCGUAUCAUUCGUCUUCGAGAAGAACAACGUUUUUUUUUUAACAUUUUAUAAAAUUCUGUUAUUGUGUCAAAUUUAAUUUAAAAAAAAAUUAGUUUGUUAAAUGAAAUAGCAUGGAUUAACAAAGGCUGACCUAUUUUUUUAGUUUUUGCUGUUGAUGGACAAAAAAGUUAACCCAGAAUAAACGUGUAAAUGCGCACACAUGCAAUCGUCA
Molecule: messenger RNA, 9947 nt
Organism: Sitodiplosis mosellana (orange wheat blossom midge)
Lineage: Eukaryota; Metazoa; Arthropoda; Insecta; Diptera; Cecidomyiidae
Exons: 8
Coding region: 5458-8979 (1173 amino acids)
Source: RefSeq, a predicted model, not a curated record